AUGAAGAGCCCGCCCGCCGCCCCGGCCGCCGGCGCCUACUCCGCCGUGUCGCGCAAGCUCAUGGCGUCCAUGGGCUGGACCGAGGGCAAGGGCCUCGGCAAGCACGAGCAGGGCGCCGAGCGCCACGUCGAGCACCGGAAGCGCGGCGACAACGUGGGCUUGGGUGCGGACGCGACGGUGGAGGCCCAGUUCGCCGCGGGCCUGCACAAGGGCUCGGCCAAGGCCGCGUUCGGCGACCAGGGCUGGGUCGACGCCUUCGCCGGCGCGCUCGACGCCAUGAACGACCGCCACGGUUCGAAGAAGGCGAAGAAGGCGAAGAAGAAGGCGAAACCAGCGAAGAAGGACUCCUCCCAAAAUUUCCUCGACGAGUGCUUCGCGGCGACGGGCGGCGCGCGCCUCGGCAUGCGCGCGCAGCGCAGCGGCGGCGGCAAGCUCCGGCGCGCCGAGGCCGUCCCCGCGAAGCGCGCGCGCGACGAGACGCCGGAGGAGCGCAAGGAGCGGAAGCUCCGGAAGAAGCGGCGGCGCGAGGCGCGUAAAAGCUUGUGA
Molecule: messenger RNA, 546 nt
Organism: Pelagomonas calceolata
Lineage: Eukaryota; Pelagophyceae; Pelagomonadales; Pelagomonadaceae
Source: the annotation of a GenBank genome assembly